Molecule: messenger RNA, 1878 nt
Organism: Hevea brasiliensis (rubber tree)
Lineage: Eukaryota; Viridiplantae; Streptophyta; Magnoliopsida; Malpighiales; Euphorbiaceae
Product: protein IQ-DOMAIN 6
Exons: 5
Coding region: 175-1518 (447 amino acids)
Molecular function (GO): protein binding
Source: RefSeq, a predicted model, not a curated record
UUCAAACGGCUCUCUUCCCUGAUAACAAUCCACAACAGCAGCUCAAACCCCAAACUCUCAAAUCUAUCACUCUCUCUCUCUCUCUAGCUUCUAUUGCCAAUUUCUGUUUCCGAAAACCAGUUAUCUGAAAUCAUUUCCGCUUUCAAGAAUCGACGAGUGAUCUAUUUCGCCUAAAUGGGCACUUCAGGGAAAUGGCUCAAGUCUCUAAUCACUCUCAAAAAGCUCCCAUCGACAGACCUCGGAAAACAGAGCGACAGUAAGGGUAAGAAGAAAUGGAGGUUAUGGAGGAGCUCAUCGGAGGGGUUCUUACCACCAUUAUCGAAGGGAUUGAAAAGGGAUCAUGUAUCAUCGGCGGAGUCUUCCCUUGUCCUUGAUCAUGCGUUCGCAGCUGCCAUGGCUACUGUUGUCAGAGCUCCGCCGAGGGAUUUCAUGGUCGUCAAGCAAGAAUGGGCCGCGAUCCGGAUCCAAACAGCUUUUCGAGGCUUGUUGGCAAGACGGGCUUUGAGGGCCUUGAAAGCAGUGGUGAGGAUCCAAGCUAUAUUUCGUGGUCGGCAAGUCCGAAAGCAGGCUGCUGUGACACUGAGGUGCAUGCAAGCUCUUGUCAGGGUUCAGGCUCGAGUGAGAGCACAGGGUGCAAGAACGUCUUCAGAAGGCCAAGCUUUGCAGAAUUUAUUGGAUGAAUACCACAUGGUUGAUCCCACCAAGCAGGCUGAGCGAGGAUGGUGCGAUCGUCUGGGUACUGUGGAUGAAGUUAGAGCAAAGUUACAAAUGAAGAAAGAAGGAGCCAUCAAGAGGGAAAGAGCAAUUGCAUACUCCCUCUCCCAACAGCAAUCAAGAUCAUGUGCAAGCCCAGCUAGAAAAACAAACAAGUCGGCAUCAGCUAUCAGGAAUCAAAAGCUGGAUAACAACAGCCCUGGAUGGAGCUGGCUAGAACGGUGGAUGGCAGCCAAGCCAUGGGAAAACCGAUUGAUGGAAGAAAUUCAUACCGACUCAUCAGAGACUCCAUUUUCCAGGAAAAGUGAAGAUAACAUUGCCAAUAUCUAUUCAUAUCCGUUGAUACAUAACUCCGUAAAGGUGAGAAAAAACAAUAUGUCAACAAGAAUUCUUGCUAAACCUUCUGUGGUCAGUCAGCAGAUUACCCGCUCAUCUUCUGCCCCAAGUUCUGAAUCCCUCAAUGAUGAGAGCUCGGAGUCAACUUCGUCCACAAGUGUUUCUCCAAUUCCAUUGUCUAGCAACACAAUCUUGGUGGACAAAGUAGAGGAGAAUUACAACCGGAAUCCAAGUUACAUGAAUCUCACAGAGUCAACUAAGGCCAAGCAAAAAGGAUGCGAGCAUUAUUCUUCUCAAGAUAUGCCAAGGCAGACGAUGGAGAAUCAGUUUUAUAUGUUGUCAAUGCCACUUUCCAAUGGAGAUGCCAAGAGCAGUGCUGGUUCCAAUCCUUCAUUUAAACCGAGCAGGGAUCUUUACCCACCAAUACCUUUGGGUAUACAUGAUGAGCUGAGAAAUCGACGACACUAAGUCAGCAUACUUCAUUGAGAGUUCAACUGCUUGUUGCCCUUAACAAUUCUGAAGCCAUUCAAGUGAUUUGAUGCCGAUGAUGAACUGAAAGAAGUAUCAAAACUAGUUGAGAUAUAUAUACAUACUUGUAGUUGGAAUGAUUGUGAUUGUAGAAUAGAAACCAGCUAAUUAAUUUGCACUGUGUUGCGUUGUGUCUACCAACUUCAUCUCAUGGAACCAAAAUGUUCUGAAAAAGCUAGUAAACUAAGAUAUGGAUUUUUGAGUACUCAAAAGUCAUAGUGAGCGUGUUUCACUGAUUUCGUGUUUGUAAUUGUAAUGAUUCAAUCAAGGUUUAAGAGUGAUCAUUGUUUUCUGUAAUAA